AUGGAUGUUGGCGAUAAAUCACCAAAGAGUGAUCGGGAAGAUGAGAUCGAUGAGACCGUCGAGACCCUCACGAAAGCUCAGCUCAAGCGACUGAUGCUGAAGACAGACCUGGUUAUCAUGCCUCUCGCCAUCGUGUGCCUGACCAUUGCUUUCCUGGAGAAGAAUGCUUUGGGCUAUGCUGCUAAGUACAGCUGGCUCGAUAGUAUCUUCUACUUUAGAUACCUUGCAAUGAAGUUCCCUACGCUCUGGUUGAUCACUCGCUUCCCAGUCGGCACGUACGUUGGCAUAUGCCUUACACCCUGGGGAGCGUGUCUUUGCUUCCUGGUACUUUGCCACAACUUCACCGGACUGGCCACAGUUCGGUUUAUUACGGGCAUGCUUGAAGCGGCGACGUUGCUAUGUAUGAUGCUUAUCAACGCGAUGUGGUGUCCGCCAGACAAGCAUUCGCUACGAACAGCGUUCUGGCAUAACACGUUUCCUGAUUACAUCUUCCUCAUAUACGGUGCCUUCAAUCUCUUGCUUGGUAUUCUGUUCUUCUUCGCAAUGCCAGAAUCUCCGGCCAAGGCAUGGUUCUUCAACGCGGAAGAGAAAAGACUUGCCGCAAUCCGCCUUGCACCAACCCAGACUGGCAUUGAGUCGCGAAAGCACUUGGCUGCCCCAAUCACCAACUUCAAUUCCUUAACUAUCUCUGGAUACGGCUUCGGCAAGACAAAGACCCUUCUCAUGGCUACACCACAAGCUGCAGUUGCUAUGGUGGCCAGUGCAACGCUGACUGCAGUUUCGAUGUACGUGCCGAAGGUACGAUGCUUCUUCUGGAUCUUCGGGGCCACAAUGUAUUUGAUCGGCGCCGUCAUGGUACAUACGUUGCACUUUGCCGAAACGAGGAAUGUGAACUUGGCUGGUGCAUACCUCAUGGGCUUUUACAAUGUGUCUUGGGUGCUCACGUUGAGUCUUAGCAGUUCGAAUACGGGCGGGGCUACCAAGAAAAUCUUCAUGGGCAUCACUUGUGCUGUUAUGUAUGCCGUCGGCAACAUCAUUGGUCCUCAGUUUUUCAUCUCCUCGCAGUCGCCAACACAUCCGCUAGGUAUCGGCGCUAUACUGGUUGCGUUCACGCUUAUGGCGAUCACUGGCGUGGUCUACUGUGCCCUCUGCAUCUUUGAGAACAAGCGCAGAGACAGACUGUAUGGUGUGGCGCAGGAUGAAGCAGCGAUCGGAUUGCAAGCCGAGAGAGAUGACUUGACGGAUCGACAGAACCUCAACUUUAGAUAUACGUACUGA
Messenger RNA from Macroventuria anomochaeta, 1278 nucleotides. Its product is annotated as allantoate permease. The transcript has 6 exons. Gene Ontology annotation, molecular function: transmembrane transporter activity. The record is from RefSeq and is a predicted model, not a curated record. Bases 1 to 1278 code for a protein of 425 amino acids. Gene Ontology annotation, cellular component: membrane. NCBI's taxonomy places the organism in Eukaryota, Fungi, Ascomycota, Dothideomycetes, Pleosporales, Didymellaceae. Gene Ontology annotation, biological process: transmembrane transport.